This is a messenger RNA of Filobasidium floriforme, 1897 nucleotides long. RefSeq names its product AMP binding protein. The record is from RefSeq and is a predicted model, not a curated record. The transcript is spliced from 7 exons. The coding region runs from base 29 to 1795 and encodes 588 amino acids. Gene Ontology annotation, molecular function: CoA-ligase activity. Gene Ontology annotation, biological process: secondary metabolic process. NCBI's taxonomy places the organism in Eukaryota, Fungi, Basidiomycota, Tremellomycetes, Filobasidiales, Filobasidiaceae.
CAGCAACAGAGUGAACACAUUGACAAUAAUGAUAUUCGAGUCCCCAGACCCAGUCCCUUCCAACCUGCCUCCCUCGGGAAGGAUCGUCUACGACCACGUCCUCCCCGAAAAGACCGCUUUCGACCCCAACUCGCCAGCGUUCAUCGAUGGGAUCACGGGGAGGAUCAUCACCCGGGCAGAGUUGCGUCGAGAUACGCUCAGAUUGGGUCAAGGGAUCCAUGAGCUCAAGCCUAGAAAUGCCGGACGGGAAGGAAAAGAACCCGUCGUCCUGAUCUUUUCGCCCAACACGAUGGACUACCCCGUCCAAUUCCUCGGCGUGCAAGCGGCAGGAUGUAUCGCUUCCCUCGUCAACGCUUCUUACUUGACGGACGAGCUCGCCCAUCAGAUCAGGGACGGUACGCCUUUCCUCAUAUUCAUCCACCCGACUCUGGUCGAGAUACUGGAAUCGGCCUUGGCCCUGCUCAAGGCGGAAGGACACGACACGGCAGCGAUCAAGGUCUAUUCGACUUCCUCGGAAGGCAUCUCGUCGGACAAGGCCGACAAGCAUCAUUACCCGAGUUACCAGACCCUCUAUGCAAAAUUGACGAGCAACAUAGCAGUGGGGUACGGCCGAGCCGAAAUGUCGGCACAGGAAAUCGACGAUACACCAGCCGUGCUCUGUUACAGCUCUGGAACAACGGGCAGGUCCAAAGGCGUCGUAACGACCAACAAGAACUUCAACUACUUGUCCGCUCUCUGGAGCGCGCAUGUGAAUGGCCACAAGGUCUCCCCGGACAAGGACAAGUAUGUGUCGGUCUUGCCUUUUUACCAUAUUUACGGGCUGCUGCAAAUCCUCAUCGCGCCCCUGGUGGAAGGCAUCCCAGCGGUGAUCCUCCCACGAUUCAUGCCCGAGACCUUCCUGGACGCCGUCUCCCGCUACCGGAUCACCAUCGGGAUCGUCGUCCCUCCCAUCCUGCUCAUGCUCGCUCAUCAUCCGCUCGUCGCGAAACACGAUCUCAGCUCCUUGCAGAUGCUCAUGUCGGCGGCAGCUCCGCUAGGCGAAGGGCUGACGAACCAGGUGCUCGAUCGAUUGAAGAAACAAGGAGGCGAAAAGGCCAAGGGACUCAAGAUCACCCAAGCUUACGGCCUGACCGAGACGACGGGAGCUAGCGUGAGCUUGAAGAUGCAGUUCGUAGAGAAGAAAUUCGGGUCGGUGGGUACGCCCUACGCGACGUUUCAGUACAAGGUCGUCGAUGACGAAGGGAAAGACUUGUCACCGGGUGAGACGGGAGAACUCUGCAUGCGAGGACCGGGGAUCAUGAAAGGCUAUUGGAGGAACAAGAAGGCUACCGAGGAGACUUUCUUGCCGGGGCCGGAGAGAUGGUUCAAGACGGGCGAUAGCGUGCACAUUGACAAGGACGGCUUCAUCUAUAUCGUCGACAGGAUCAAAGAGUUGAUCAAGUACAAGGGAUUCCAAGUCGCACCCGCCGACCUGGAAUCCCUCUUGGUGACCCAUCCGAAAGUCGACGAUGUCGCCGUGAUCGGAAUCUACUCCGACGAACAUGCUACAGAGUUGCCUAGGGCCUAUGUCGUCCUCUCCAAAGACGUCGCGAACCAGGCUGAAGCUACGCAGGAGAUUGCGGACUGGGUCGCAAAGCAGGUCGCUGGGCACAAACGCCUGCGAGGAGGAGUCAUUCCUAUAGAUGCCAUCCCCAAGAGCGCGGCGGGCAAGACAUUGCGAAGGCAAUUGCGACUCUUGUCGGACGCCAAGCCGGCGACCAUGACAUCACAGGCGUCCAGAACGAGCAAGCUAUAAGAAGUGAAACAUCAGUCCAUAUUGUGAGAAAAGGAAAAUUUGGUCGAAUUCUGAAGUCAUCGUUGUAUAAGCAUAUGAAUGUGAUUGAUUACCAAGCCUGAC